Messenger RNA from Planococcus citri (citrus mealybug), 2372 nucleotides. RefSeq names its product UNC93-like protein. NCBI's taxonomy places the organism in Eukaryota, Metazoa, Arthropoda, Insecta, Hemiptera, Pseudococcidae. Gene Ontology annotation, biological process: regulation of muscle contraction; regulation of potassium ion transport. Gene Ontology annotation, molecular function: potassium channel regulator activity. The transcript has 6 exons. The record is from RefSeq and is a predicted model, not a curated record. Gene Ontology annotation, cellular component: plasma membrane; striated muscle dense body. The coding region runs from base 581 to 2254 and encodes 557 amino acids.
GAUGUUAAUGCGCUACGGUUAUAAUAAUUUGCAAGUGUGAGAGACAGAGAACUGGUAGAAGGGAUAACAAAAGAAGAGGACAGAACGAUUCAGUGAGAGUCUCUAGUUUGAUGGUUCUAUGUACAGGUAAGUAAAUUGCACUGUACUUACGCCGUGCAGACAGUUGCGAUCAAACCAUUGCAAGUGUUCGUGGGUCUGACGCGCAUUCGCGAAACUUACCUUUUUUUUUUGUCAAAUAAUCGUGUGUAUUAAAUUUUUUCAAUUUUUUCUCGUUUUAAAAAUUCGUUCGUAAAUUUUUGCGCGUUGUUAUAUAUAUUUUUUUAAUGUAGAAUUUUUCCCAACGAUUUAUGUACUAUUUAAUUUGCUGUAAUUCGGUUGUUAUUUGUUCGGAUGAUAAUUAAGUAUUUCGAUUUUUCGGUUUUCUUGGUUCGAAUAAUUUAGGUGUUGAAUUUUUCGCAAGCUUUAUUUUCGUGUCGCGUAAUUCCCGAAUUUAUUUUUCGAUUUUGUCUUCUUGUACCGUCAAUACACAAAAGCCUGGAUAUCGAUACACCAUCUGUGACUUGACGGAAGGAUUUCCAAAAUGGUUGUAAUGCCGAGCGAUGACAAAUCAAAUAAUUUUGACCACUGCCACCACAGACGAAACGACGACAGGGACGUAUUUGCUGUCUCCGGUUACGAUAACAAAGGUUUCAAACAAGAUGGCGAUCCGCUCGGCGACGUUAUUUCGAAACCACCGAUGCAACCGGAAGACGAACAAGUACCCAAGGGUAAAUUUAAAAUGUCCAGGAAAGAAAAAUGGCGAAUAUUGAAAAAUAUAGCAACCAUUAGUUUCGCAUUUAUGAUACAAUUUACCGCUUUCCAAGGGACGGCGAAUUUACAAAGUUCAAUUAAUGCCAAAGAAGGUCUCGGUACAGUUUCCUUAUCGGCCAUAUACGCCUCUUUAGUAAUUUCAUGUAUAUUUGUACCUACGUUUUUAAUCAAAAGACUAACGGUGAAAUGGACCCUGUGUUUUUCAUUGUUGUGUUACGCGCCUUACAUUGCGGCCCAAUUUUAUCCUAGAUUUUACACAUUAGUACCCGCCGGAAUCCUCGUCGGUCUUGGUGCGGCUCCUAUGUGGGCGGCUAAAGCUACCUAUCUUACGCAAGUGGCCGCAGUUUACGCAAAACUUACCGAUCAGCCGGUUGACGGUAUUGUCGUGCGGUUUUUCGGAUUCUUCUUCCUCGCUUGGCAGACGGCAGAGCUGUGGGGAAAUUUAAUUUCGUCUUUGGUUUUAUCCAGCGGAGUUCACGGUGGUGGCAGUUCAUCGAGUCAUUCUCUCACCGACGACGAUUUAAAAGUAUGCGGAUCGAAUUUCUGCGUCGUUGGAUCGAGUCAAAGUGCAAAUUUGGAAAGGCCACCUGAUUCGGAAAUUUACGAAAUUAGUAUCAUAUACCUCGCAUGUAUAGCUACCGCCGUAGCGAUACUUGCAUUCUUACUCGACCCUUUAUCAAGGUAUGGUGAAAAACAAACAAGAGCCAAUUCCCAAGGGCUGAGUGGUAUACAAUUAUUAUCAGCUACGGCGUACCAGCUGAAGAAACCUUACCAACAGUUACUAAUACCGAUAACCAUAUGGAUCGGUAUGGAGCAAGCGUUUAUUGGAGCCGAAUUUACUUCGGCUUACAUAUCCUGCGCUUUAGGAAUUCACUCAGUAGGUUACGUUAUGAUAUGUUUCGGCGUCGUGAAUGCGAUUUGUUCCUUGUUGUUCGGUACGUUGAUGAAGUACAUUGGCAGAAGUCCGUUGAUGGGUUUAGGAUUCGCGAUACACGCCUGCUUAAUAUGGGUAUUGAUCAUAUGGCGACCUCAUCCAAGUUCACCGCAUAUAUUCUUUACAAUAUCUGGCCUAUGGGGUGUCGGUGACGCUGUUUGGCAGACGCAAGUAAACGGUAUGUACGGAACGCUAUUUCGAAGAAACAAAGAAGCCGCUUUCAGUAACUUCAGGCUGUGGGAAUCGACUGGCUUUGUGAUUGCGUACGCUUAUAGUACCCAUCUUUGCGAAAAGAAGAAAUUGUACGUAAUGGGCUGUGUAUUAGUGAUCGGAUUCAUCGGUUACAUUAUCGUUGAAAUCAGACACAAAAUCCGAGCAAAAAGGAGGAAGAGUUUGGCCGAAGAUCCCAAGGCAGCAGCUGCCGAAGCUGCUAAACCUAACAACGUUAUCGAAGAAACUGAUGACGAAAAAGAUGAUAUAGACGAUGAAAUUAUAGUUACACAUUUGUAAAAUUUUUUACAUCGCCAUAUUGCCAGCUAGUUGAGCAUCACAUGAAGUGAUAGUAUUUAUAUACGUUGAAUUACAAAAAAAAAAAAAAAAUACCGUGAUAUUUUUCCAAAAUUAAGAA